CGAGUCAGUGCCCAGCGCGCCGUGACAGCGAAACGUGGGGCCGCGCCUCACUUCCUGUGUUCAGGUCCCACUGACCUGUAUGUAAGUCCGUUUCGAGAGAGAGAGAGAGAGAGAGAGAGAGAGGGGGAGAGAGAGAGGGAGAGGGCAGGUUUUUGAAACAGAGGCAAAGACGGUCAUGAGGCAGGAGAGGCACAGGAAAAGAGAGCAGGCGUUCUGUAUGUAAGGGGAGAGAAAGCAGUGGGCACACAUCAUAUAAAGGAUAAUACUUCAUACCGAACAUUCGUUCCGUCAUUGUUAAAUCACCCUGAAUUGGUCCCGAAGCGCAGUCACUGGAUCGGUCCACAUCCAUGGGUUAACAGGAGUUGGCAGAGGAGGAGCCCGUCAGAUGAAGGACAGGAGGGAGGAAAUGGAGAUCUCCUCAUACUACGCGCAGCUCUUGCGUGAGCUGGACGAGCAGCGGCAGCACGGCGUGCUGUGUGAUGCCUGCGUGGUGGUGGAGGGGAAGGUCUUCAGGGCGCACAAGAACGUGCUGCUGGCCAGCAGCCGCUACUUCAAAACACUGUACUGCCAGGCCCGGAAGGUUCCGGGGGCCGGCCCCGGGGACGCCCAGGCCACCGCUGCCACCACCGUCACGCACCUGGACAUUGUUACGGCGGCGGGCUUCCGCGUCAUCCUGGACUUCAUCUAUUCGGCGCGGCUGGCCCUCACCAGCAGGAACGUGAUCGAGGUGAUGUCGGCCGCCAGCUACCUGCAGAUGACCGACAUCGUUCAGGCCUGCCACGCCUUCAUCAAGGCAGCUCUGGACAUCAGCCCCCGCCCCGAGGUCGCAGAGGAUGUGGGCGUGGCUCCGGGGGUGGUGGGCGGGGCCUCGGAGGCUCUGGCUUCCCUGGUCUGCUCCGUCCGCAGCUCCUCCCCCUGGCUGGCGCGACGGAGCAGCCCCGCCAACUCGUCCGGCGACUCGGCGAUCGCCAGCGGCCACGAGGGCUCCGGGGGCCCCUAUGGGCGGGAGGACCCGGACCCCAAGAGCCUGGAGAGCCAGGAGGAUGCCUGGCCUGCCCACUUCAUCCCCACCGCUGUGAAAGAGGACUCUGCCUCGUCCCCUGUGCUGAAGUCCCCGGGCAGGCGCGGCGCCAGCGCAGGAUGGCAGAGCAUCUCCGCAACCGGCCGGCGCAAGAACCGCAAGAACAAAAGCACAGUGCGCCACAUCACGCCACAGCCAGCCGACGCCGGUGAGCCAGGCUCUCCGCUGGCCUCCACCCUCCCUAUGGGCUACAGCAGCCACGACAAUUCAGGUUUGGCUGGGGCUGGGGCGGAGGAGGACCACGGCGGCUCAGACAGCUGCGGCGAGCGGCAGGACUUCCCAGAGAGUCGCAGGAGCAGGUUCUCGCCCUCGGGGGACCCCACCAUCGGCUUCCCCCCCCCCCCGGCCCCGCCCCCGGACCCUGAGGGGGAGGAGCCCACGGAGGAGGCGCUGAUGGGCAGAGGUGGCCUGAUGUCCCUCCGGGCUGAGCUGCUCGGGGACGACACCCCCCUUCUCUACGACUACCUGCCCAAAGGGGUGGAGCACGCACUGUCCCUGAGAGACUUCACGGUGAUCAGGAAGAAGUUCCGCUGCCCGUACUGCAGCUUCUCGGCCAUGCACCAGUGCAUCCUGAAGAGGCACAUGCGCUCGCACACCGGGGAGCGCCCGUACCCCUGCGACGUCUGCGGCAAGAAGUUCACCCGCCGCGAGCACAUGAAGCGCCACACGCAGGUGCACAGUAAGGAUAAGAAGUACGUGUGUCAGGUGUGUGGGCGUGUCUUCAUGUCAGCAGCCAGUGUGGGGAUCAGGCACGGCUCUCGCCGGCACGGCGUGUGCACUGACUGUUCUGGGCGGGGCCCAGGCACGGCCAGGGGCGUGGCCGCCCAGCUAGCCCACAACGGGGACUCACAGGAGGAGGAGGACCUGUACGGUGGUGAUCACGGCAACGAGGAACAUGGCGACGGGGACGAGGAGUUUCUGGGAGAAGGAGAGGGGGAGGAAGGCGGUAGAUGGAGGGAUGACUCAGGAGAGAAGGAGGAAAGCGACUCAGCACAGGAGGGAGAGAUGCAGGGGGGAGGGAGCGGGGACUUCCCCUGGAUUUCAUAGCCACUGCCCCAUUUUUCCCCACCAGGCCCACGAAAGCCUGCAUGUGAAAACAUGCCUCUGAUGAGCAGGUACAAACCAGCAGACAUACCUCCAUCUGCACUGUAACACACGUGUGCGACACUCUGGGAGUCUGGGGAGUAAGCGCAUCUUUGUUUCUUUAUGGUGUCUUUGCUUUGAUGCAGGAUUUGAAGGGAGGGGGGGGUCUGGCACUGCACAGGUGUUUCUCUCUGCCUGUCUGUCUCUCUGAGUGCCAGAGAUUCACACCAGACCUGGGUCAGAUACAUAACUCAAUCACUCACUCUUUAGAGGCAGGUAGAGUUCAGAAACACUGCAGAUCCGUGAAGAUUUCACAUGAAAUGUGCUACUAACUGAAGCACACAAUCAUAUCAAAAUGUUUUGGUUCUGAAUACUUGUGUUUCUUUUUAAAUGAUCAGUAAUGGGCAGUGAUGCUAGUGGAGUCUGAAGUUUAGAAUCAUUAAGCAUGUGUAACCUAGGUAAGAUGCAUUUAGCGUGUCUCCUUGUGUGGAGGUGAACCCAUAGGCCCCGGUUCGAGGUUUGGGUAAUUUCACAAUUCCAUCAACUCAUACGAAAUGGAAGAUGUGAUCGGCCAGCGUUAGUACCCCGGUGGCGUUAUUCCUGCGGAUUGGGUGGGGAUGGGGGGUGCAGAGAGUCCAGGAGGAACCGAAACAUUCAGCACACGUCACUGCCUGAGACUUGCACUUUAAAUCUCUCCUGACUUCUACACUGUCCCAGUUUACACGGCUCACGCUUCUGCAGUAACUGCCUUUUGGGACAUCUAUCCUCCAGACUGUUACUGUAUGUACACCCAUCUUUGCAAAAAAUUUGACAGUCUUGGAUCAACUGUUAUCUUCCACACUUUAUACCUCUCUGUUCUCACAUGCAUUUAUAGCUGAAAUGUUUAUCAAGCUAUAAAAUAUAAAUCUAAUGAACACAGAAACUGAUGCAUGAUUGAGAAAAACGGAAAGAGAAAGAGUUGUAACUGUGGUGCUGUUGGACUUCGUAUCCCAGAAUUCCCCAUGUGCCCGUAUUUGCCAGGAAAGAAUCUCAACAUGUAUCACAUUUGGAAUGUUUAUAACCUCUGUUUUCCAGAGGGAACUAUCCAGGCUAAGGGCCUUCUCACCUUCACGAGGGCAGUGGUUCCCAAACUCAGUCCUGGGGUAUCAUUGUGCAUUGCUCAAUAUUGUUCCAACCACAGUUGUAAUUCCAUUUUCUCUUAAUUAUUUUUAAUUAGGCGCUUUUUAUGUUUAGAGGGAUUACUUACCCUCUUAAGCCACAUUAUGUUAGAAAUAGCUAUGCAUGCCAUGAAGAAUAAAAGUCCCAUUUUCACAUGUUUAUUAUGCUAUAUUACAAUUACAUAAUAGAAGCAACACAUUUUUUAACUGAUCAAAUUAAAGACAGAUGAAUCAAUAGGCUCCCAAUUAGGUUGAGGAAGACUUGAGUUUAAGUUCUUUCAUCAUUUUUUCUUUAAACUUAUUAACACAAUUGAGAUUUGUCUCGUUGUCAUUUGCUUUGUCUUUGAAUUAUCUACCAAAUGGACAUUUUUAAUGGUAUGCAUAGCUGUUUCUGACAUGAUGUGGCUUAAGAGAGUAAAUAAUCUCUCUAAACAUGAAAAGUACCUCAUUAAUAAAAAAUUAACAGCUUGUUAAACCAGCAUACAUAGCGGUCCCCCAGGACCAAGUUUGGAAACCAAUGCACAAGGGAACUUUAAAAAGGUGGGAAGAAUACAUUUAAGGGCAUAUGAGGUCACUUUGGUGGAUAUUUACCUUUAAGGGCACACAAGCUAAUGUCAGUGAAAAUUUACACUUGUGGGUAAGAGCUAAUGUCAGUGCAAGUGUACACUUUAAGGGCAUGAGUUGCCAUCAGUGAAAGUGCACACUAAUGGGCAACAGCCUUCACAGACUCUGUUUUCUCUCUAGAUUACUGUGUCCGUUGUAGCUGUUCUUUAUCUGAUGCAGGUGCAUUACAGGCCCUGUAAAAGGCCAUUUCCUUGGUUCUCAUUUUUGCAGUUUUCAGCUGAAAUGACAACAUUACUGAUGUCUCCUUUUCCGUAGAGAUGAGGAAAAAUGUACAAGCGGAGCAGCCUUUUAUGCGAAGCAUUCUGACGGUUCAUAUUUCUCCUGCCUUUACCCCUUUUCCUGCCCAGCUGGAAUGCCCCGGCAUUCUCAGACUGUAGUGCUCCCUGCAGCCUCUGUGUUGGAUUCGGGAGAGUGCAGGCAAGCUCGUGCUCUCCUCUGAAGCACAUGAUGUCAGCCAUUGCUUGUCAUCGCUCCGCUGUUGUGAACAACCUUUCAUGUUUUCAUACACCUCUCUGCUCCACUGCCACCUUGAUUGAUUGUGCUUAUUUUCUAGAGAUUGCUUUUGUAUAACUGUUUCACUGUAGGAUUGAGAAUGGUCUGGUUUGUUUUAGUAUGGGAUGGUACAUUUUUAAAACACAUCCAUAUUUACAGUUUAUAUCUGAUAAAGAAAAGCCUUUAAAACCUUGCCUUGUCUCGGAGAGCAAGCCUUAUGGCUUUCAGAACAGUCGUCCUGGUUACUGUGUCAGGUUUGUGUGCAUUGCAUCUUUGUUUCUUUGUUAUAAUUUAGUGCAGUGGUGACCCGCCCUGCUCCUGGAGAUCUGCCGUCCUGUAGGUUUUCACUCCAGCCCAAACAAAGCACACCACAUGCAACAGCUUGUUGCGCCGCUAAUUAGCAGAGUCAGGUGUGGGUUCAAAUGAAAACCUGCCGGACGGUAGAGCUCCAAGAACAGGGCUGGUUACCACUGAUUUAAAGUAAUUGUGUUGUAAUUUUUUAAAAAAUUGGCAAAUCUAACUUAUUUGGCAUAAAUAGUUUAAAUGGUAUAUACUGUAUAUUAUUAUUAUUAUUAUUAUUAUCAUUAUCUUACAAAGAUAUACAGAUUAUGAUUAUACCAAAAAUGUUUGAUGGAUAAAUUAUGUGCUUUUCUUUCCACACUUUGUGUGUACAGCUUUGUAGCUGUUAGUUCUUUAUUUAUUAGUGCAUUACAUUAUUUAUGACUUUGUGUCUUUUUUCCAACAAUUUCAAGAAUUUAGUUCCACCCACUUUGCAUAAAGACUUGAUUGCAUAACUUCUCAGAAUUAUAUUAUUUAUGCAAAUGGUUUUCCUAAGGUUCUGAUCUUCCAAAAAUACAAUGGAAUCAGUUUCACCUCCAAAACACCAACAGGACCAGGAUAAUACCUUUUAGUAAACAGAAUAUGGCUGUUAUAAGCAGCACAUAUCUGAGGAAAUCAUGUUUAUUCCUUAGAUUCUAGGUGUAAAAACUGCAAUUGUUUUGUAAAUGUAAAUUUUAAAUCCAGAUUUUAUCCUGUUUACCUUGAUAUGUACAAAUCAUAAAGCCAUAUGUAUGGUUGUUCCUAUUAUAUUGUACUGUGUUUAAAGGUUUUACCUUUUAAUUUAGAUUCCAUUCUAUGAAGACUGUUGUGGUGUAUACUUUCAUAUAAAUAUCAACAUUGUGUUACUUUUUUUUUUACUCAAUUCAAUGUUAUUUUGCUGAAAAAGGGGCAGCUCUUGAAACAACUCUUUGUGGGGAUAUUGUUCAAUAUAAUAUUGAUUUUGUAAUAAAUAUUCUAGUAUGAACCUG
Messenger RNA from Anguilla rostrata (American eel), 5744 nucleotides. RefSeq names its product zinc finger and BTB domain-containing protein 46-like. The record is from RefSeq and is a predicted model, not a curated record. Bases 386 to 2128 code for a protein of 580 amino acids. Gene Ontology annotation, biological process: regulation of transcription by RNA polymerase II. The transcript has 5 exons. Lineage: Eukaryota; Metazoa; Chordata; Actinopteri; Anguilliformes; Anguillidae. Gene Ontology annotation, molecular function: RNA polymerase II cis-regulatory region sequence-specific DNA binding; DNA-binding transcription factor activity, RNA polymerase II-specific; protein binding.